Messenger RNA from Pseudoliparis swirei, 2925 nucleotides. RefSeq names its product LIM domain containing preferred translocation partner in lipoma (gene lpp). NCBI's taxonomy places the organism in Eukaryota, Metazoa, Chordata, Actinopteri, Perciformes, Liparidae. Gene Ontology annotation, cellular component: focal adhesion; stress fiber. Gene Ontology annotation, biological process: cell-cell adhesion. The transcript has 12 exons. The coding region runs from base 342 to 2054 and encodes 570 amino acids. The record is from RefSeq and is a predicted model, not a curated record.
AUUCCUGCUCCGUGACACCGCUGGCCUGCUGCCUUACAUGGGCAAACCUCUCAACUCACUGAGACGGCUGGAAUUUCAGAGCGUGACGUCACCGCCUACAACUCUCCCAGAAUUUGGAUCAAGAAGUUUCACUUUUUUUGGUUGGGAUUUGAACCUCUCGUUUUAUUUCCCCAAAAAGCGAGAUUUCAACACGCGCCGAAGGGCAUCGCUUCAACAACCUUGCAGGAAUCCCGUCCAUCUAGAGAGGAGACAAGGAAACAUCAAGCUGACACAUCUGUCAGCUCCUGUAAAAGUACAACAAGGGCACAACUGAAGAAGGAAAAAUAAAAGAAAUCUGAACCAUGUGGAACCCGGUGAACAACAACGACCAGACGGGACAAGUGGCCGCCAGGAUGGAGACCACUUUGGGUAGUGCGAGCAUCUCCGUCUCCCAGCAGCAGGCGCCUAAGAAGUGUGCGCCGCCCAUGGUCGCCCCCAAGCCCAAGUUCAACCCUUAUAAACACGCGGGAGAGCCCGCCUUCUCCGACGCUGCAGUGGACUACCCACCCCCUCCGCCACCUGCCGAAGAGUCAACCGGUUUCUCACCACCCCCUGGUUCUUUCCCGUCUCCUCCACCGAUGAACUCCUGUGAUUUUCAGAUGAGAGGACCGGAGAAGACUCUGCAGGAGAGGCGCUCCAGUCUGGAUGCCGAGAUCGACUCCCUCACGAGCAUCCUGGCCGACCUGGAGAGCAGCUCGCCCUACAAGCCACGCAUCGCACAAAACUCCGGAUCCUCGGCAGCCUCCAGCCCCAGCGCUCCAGUGACCGGUUACAAGCGUAUGGUCAUCCCAACCCAGCCACCUCUGACCGCCACGAAGAAGUCUACGCCUAAACCUCAGGCACCUGGGGGGGUCUCGUCCAUCCCCCCUUCUCCUGCCAGCACUAUGGCCAAGGCUCAAAGCCACACCGGUCCUCAGCCUGUACCGGCCUCCUACGCCACAGCCUCAACCCCGAGCCAGCCUACCUUCAACGUCCAGGUGAGAUCGGCCCAGCCCGGCCCUCAGCAUCAAGUCCCAAUUGGCCACCACUUUGGCCAGCAGCCCAUUCGCAGCCCUGCACAGGUGCAGUACAUGCCUGCCCAGCCCAAAGGUCCCGACUUUGCCUAUGGACCACCACAGCCUGGCUUUUCUCAGAUGGCUCCGGUCGGAUACCAAGAACAGAACCAUCCAGGAGUACCCCAAGUAGGCGGCUUAAGUCUUAGGAGACCUGAGCCGGCCCCUGUCCAGGCAUACCAACCGUCAGGCCCCAGAAAGACCUACAUCACCGAUGUACCACCAGGCCUGGUUCCCUACCAUGCUGGACCAGCUGUUCCGCCAAAGGGCGGCGCUCACAUGGCCCACCCGGAGGACGAGCUGGAGCGCCUGACCAAGAAGAUGCUGUUUGACAUGGACAACCCACCGUCCGAGGAAUAUUUUGGGCGCUGUGCCAGCUGCGGAGAGAACGUGGUGGGUGAAGGAACCGGCUGCACCGCCAUGGACCAGGUCUUCCAUGUCGACUGCUUCGUCUGCAUGACCUGCAGCACCAAGCUGCGCGGCAAGCCUUUCUACGCUGUGGAGAAGAAGGCGUUCUGUGAGCCUUGCUAUAUUAACACCCUGGAGACCUGCACCAUCUGCAGUAAGCCCAUCAUGGAGCGCAUCCUGCGGGCCACGGGGAAAGCCUACCACCCCCACUGCUUCACCUGCGUGGUGUGCCACCGCAGCCUGGACGGCAUCCCCUUCACCGUGGACGCUUCCAACCACAUCCACUGCAUCGAGGACUUUCACAAGAAGUUCGCUCCGCGCUGCUGUGUGUGCUCUGAGCCCAUAAUGCCGGCACCGGGCCAGGAGGAGACCGUCCGCAUCGUGGCCCUGGACCGCGACUUCCACGUGCAGUGUUACCGCUGCGAGGACUGCGGCUCUCUGCUCUCAGAGGGGGACAACCAGGGCUGCUACCCUCUGGACGGACACGUCCUCUGCAAAAACUGUAACACCAGCCGCAUCCAAGACCUCACCGCCAAGGCCACCACUGACCUCUGAGCGACCCGCCGCCCGGGCACCUCCACUGUGAUAACCCUCGCUCUCUCCUGUCUUUCUCUCGCGCGCGCGAGCAAAUGUACAGAUUGACAGACGCUUGCAUUCCUCAGCAUAUAUAUAUAGAUAUAUAUAUUCACGUUCAGCAGCAGAAACAUCACUUUCACCUGCAUACAUGUAUGUACUCGGUACAAUCAGCAGAAGAGGCGUGUCUUUUGGUUUUUCUGUGCUGUGAAAGGAACAUUUUGGGAAAUACGCUGACAGCCUUUCUGACUGAGAGUUAGAUGAUACCACUGUCAUUUCAUGCAGCACUCGUUAACCUCGUUUAAAAAAGUGCUAUAUAAGUAAAUUAUUAUUAUUAUGUCCGUACGCUAAAUAUGAAGCUGAAGUCAACAGGCGGAUAGCUUAGCUUAGCAUGAAAAACAACCAGUCUGGCUCUGUCCAUAAUAAUGAUUUUAAAUAGGCGGCUUCUGGCCAAGAUAUAGUUAAAAUAAACUGCAACUUGUCACUUUUAAACUUUUGUUUUUAUACAAAUAAAUAAAAAGAUGAAGUGUUGGUAGACAAAGCCAGGCUAGCGGUUUCUUCAUGCUAAGCUAAAAUGAUGAUGCUAAACUAUAUAUAUAUAUAUAUUAAUCCUCUCAUCUAACUCCCUCUGUAAAAGCAAAUAAGCGUUUUUCAAAACAAAUUGCUUAAAAUCCCUCAGAAACCACCAGUUAACACUUCCAGUAUACAUCAUCACUCAGUGUUAUUAUCUCAUAUCAUAAUCAGCCAGGUUUGUGCGCAUGCCGGCCCAAUUUUAUUUUUGGGGUCUAAAAUAGAGUCUGACUCCAGCAAAAUACAUGCUUAAAUGUUCAGCCCACCCGUCUGCUGGGGGGGG